UGUUGGGUAGGGCUAAGGAGUGCUCACUGUGGGAAAUAAUCACAUUGUCAAGGCCGUUGGGGAACAGCAAUCGGUUCGGGGUUGCCCAACAUCAGGGACCUUGCGAACGGGUCCUAAUAUAGGCGUCCUGAGAGAGUUGGAUAUCUCUAUUAAGAAUAUUGGGUCACCGCAUCACAUCAUAACUUUGACUACUACUAAGUGGAAAGAAUCUGGAGAUGAUGAGGGGAUUGUCCAGUCUCUCCCUGAAUAUUGCUCUGUUUUCCCUGAUGUUGAUGACUGCCUCAGCGUCCAAGCUGAAUGUACCUCGACUACGGCUGUCCUACAAAGAUCUCGUGGCCACCAACAGGUCAUCUAUCUUCAGUGGUCACCGUGGGCUCCUCAGUCUUACCUCUGUGUUUCUGGAUGAGUACCACGACAGGCUCUUCCUGGGGGGCAAGGAUGUGCUGUACUCCCUGCGUUUGGACCACACCCACUCAGACUCCAAAGAGAUCUACUGGCCUCCCUUACCUGGAAAUAGAGAGGAGUGUGUACUCAAAGGCAAGGACCCCCAGAGUGAGUGUGCCAAUUAUGUCCGCCUGCUGCAGCCCUACAACCGCACCCACCUGCUGGCCUGUGGCACUGGCGCCUUCCAGCCCUUGUGCGCCUUCGUCAAUGUGGGCCACCGAGGGGAGCAUGUGUUCUCAAUGGACCCAACCAACGUGGAGAAUGGGCGGGGGAAAUGUCCUCAUGACCCCAGCCACCCCUUUGCCAGCACCUUCAUUGGCGGGGAACUGUAUACUGGCCUGACAGCAGAUUUCCUGGGGCGUGAUGCGGUGAUCUUCCGGAGCCUGGGUAGUCGCUCCACCAUGAGAACAGAGACGGACCAGCGCCUGCUGCACGAUCCAAAGUUCGUGGCGGCACACCUCAUCCCUGACAACGACGACCGUGACAAUGACAAAGUGUACUUCUUCUUCACGGAGAAAGCCAUGGAGGCCGGGGAUGGCACGGGGGCCAUUCACAGCCGAGUGGGCCGCGUGUGUGCGAAUGAUGCUGGGGGGCAGCGUGUGCUUGUGAACAAGUGGAGCACCUUCAUCAAGGCCAGGCUGGUGUGCUCUGUACCUGGGCCUCAUGGCAUUGACACACAUUUCGAUGAGCUGGAGGAUGUGUUCCUGCUGAGGACCAAGGAUGAAAAGAACCCAGAUGUAUAUGCUAUUUUCAGCACUAUCAGUAACGUUUUCAAGGGAUAUGCGGUGUGCGUGUACCGCAUGGCAGACAUCCGAGAGGCCUUCAACGGACCGUUUGCACACAAGGAGGGGCCGGACUACCAGUGGGCGGCCUAUGAGGGACGGGUCCCCUACCCCAGGCCUGGGGUGUGCCCCAGUAAGAUCAUUAACCAGCCAGGGCGGCAGUUUGCCAGCACCAAGGACUUCCCAGACACCGUGCUGCAGUUUGCCCGCAGUCACCCUCUGAUGUGGCGACCCAUUUACCCUGCUCUGCGCCAGCCUGUGCUGGUCAAGACCAACGUGCAGUACCGGCUGCAGCAGAUCGUGGUGGACCGUGUGGAGGCCGAGGACGGGCAGUACGACGUCAUGUUCAUCGGAACCGAUAUCGGCACGGUGCUGAAGGUCAUCGCCCUGCGCAGUGGAAACUCCCUGGACACGGAGGAGGUCACCCUGGAGGAGCUGCAGGUCUUCAAGGUACCCACACCCAUCACCUCUAUGGACAUCUCAGUGAAACGGCAAGCCCUGUACGUGGGCUCCCCUGUGGGUGUGGCCCAGGUCAGGCUGCAUCGCUGUGAGACAUAUGGCAAGGCCUGCGCCGAGUGCUGUCUGGCCCGGGACCCCUACUGCGCCUGGGACGGGACGUCCUGUGCUCGCUACACUCCCCACAGCAAGCGCCGCUACCGUCGGCAGGACAUUCUCCACGGCAACCCUGCCUUGCAGUGUGUCGACCAGAACCUCAGCGUAGAGGAGUUGGACAUGAAUGAGGACAAAGUGGUGUACGGCACAGAGAACAACAGCACCUUCCUGGAGUGUGUCCCACGCUCCCCCCAGGCCACCGUCACCUGGCUGGUACAGCGAGACGACCGCAAAGAGGAGGUGAAGACGGACGAGCGCGUGAUGCGGACGGAGCAGGGCCUGCUGUUCCGCCGCCUCUUCCGGCAGGACGAGGGCGUGUACGUGUGCCGGUCGCGGGAGCACGGCUUCUCCCGGACGCUGGCCCGCGUCUCCCUGGAGGUCCUGCAGGGGGAGACACUCGGCGAGCUGCUGGCCCGCGAGGAAGCGGGGGUGGAGUUCGUGGGCAAGGACAAAGGCGGGUACAGGACGGGGCCCCCCUGCCACUCCCACAGGGGCCCCGGCAUCCCGGGCCACAGUCGCUCCUGGUUCAAGGACAUCAUGCAGCUGAUCGGGCCGUCCAACCUGCCCCACGUGGAGGAGUACUGCGAGCGGGUGUGGUGCAGCGACAAACUGCGCCGCAAACACAAGACCAUGAUGGACAAGUACCGGCUAGCGCAGGAGAGUGCCCGCAAGGCCCGAAACAAGGGCUCCGGGGAGAGGAACCGCACCCCGCGGGACGUCAGCGUGCGCGAGUGACAGGACGGGACGAGGGAGGGAUGGAGGGAUGGAGAAGGACCGCGUGUGGAGAGAGUAGAGAGAGAGAGAGGUUAGGAGACAAAAGACUGUGAAGCUGAAUUGUAAUUUAAGACGCCAGGGGAGGGAUGCCGGAGAGAGAGAGGCUGAUGCGUGAGGUCUGGAGGAGAGGAGAGUGGUGUGUGUCUGAGGCUGUAACAGUCUCCGGCGCUGUUCGCUGUUGCUUCGCCAAGUGAUGCGAUUCCAACGUUCCGCUGCAACCUGGACUCCCACCAGCCCUCCCAGACGCCACCCCCCACCCUCGCUCCACGUUGAGACCCGCGCUGUUCUUGCACUCUCUGUCACUCUCUCUCGUUCUUGACGAGUACGAUACUGUAAAUAGGCAGCUGGGUGGCUGUGCCCACAACCCCUCCACGUCACCAACCCUCCCCCCGUUCUCCCCCCCGUGUUUCCCACAGCUGCCUCACUGCACUGACAGUACCCC
Molecule: messenger RNA, 3054 nt
Organism: Megalops cyprinoides (Indo-Pacific tarpon)
Lineage: Eukaryota; Metazoa; Chordata; Actinopteri; Elopiformes; Megalopidae
Gene: sema3g
Product: sema domain, immunoglobulin domain (Ig), short basic domain, secreted, (semaphorin) 3bl
Exons: 16
Coding region: 216-2573 (785 amino acids)
Biological process (GO): neural crest cell migration; positive regulation of cell migration; semaphorin-plexin signaling pathway
Molecular function (GO): chemorepellent activity; semaphorin receptor binding
Source: RefSeq, a predicted model, not a curated record